Salarias fasciatus (jewelled blenny) is the source of this 5000-nucleotide messenger RNA. It is a transcript of the gene stk40, whose product is annotated as serine/threonine kinase 40. Lineage: Eukaryota; Metazoa; Chordata; Actinopteri; Blenniiformes; Blenniidae. The record is from RefSeq and is a predicted model, not a curated record. The transcript has 11 exons. Gene Ontology annotation, biological process: protein phosphorylation. Gene Ontology annotation, molecular function: protein kinase activity; ATP binding. Bases 253 to 1563 code for a protein of 436 amino acids.
GCGUGUGCGUCAUUUCCGUUGUCAGGUGGUGCUGUCGCUGUGGAAAGAUGCGAUCAGCGAAGAGCGGAGGCUUUUCCUUAAUUGCUCAUUUCAGUAACAGAGGCUAAACAACCCGAAACCAAACCUCUGUGGUCUCUCCCGGCAGAGCGAGAGGCUCCGCGCACCCACCGCAACGUUUACCCCGAGAAAUGUCCGUGUUUUAAGGAGACAACGCAGACUUAAACCCGGCGGUUUUGGCUCGAGAGCUCCAGUAUGUCCAAGCGGCGUUCGUCGGAGAGGGGGGCUGGAGAGACAUCAGGCAGGGCCAGCAAGCUGCAAUGUCCUGGGAUAUCCGGCAGUAAUGCCAAGAGAGCUGGGCCCUUCAUCCUCGGGCCUCGCCUGGGCAACUCACCAGUACCAAGCAUAGUGCAAUGUCUGGCCAGGAAAGACGGCACCGACGAUUUUUAUCAACUCAAAAUCCUGACGCUGGAGGAACGAGUGGACUCUGCUGGGGAGACCCAGGAGGAGCGGCAAGGGAAGAUGCUUCUUCACACAGAAUACUCCCUGCUCUCCCUGCUGCAUAACCAGGAUGGUGUGGUUCACCACCACGGCCUCUUCCAGGAUCGAGCUUACGAAAUCGUGGAGGACAUGGAGGCGAACAAAGUGCGCAAGAUGAAGAAGCGGAUCUGCCUCGUGCUGGACUGCCUGUGUGCACACGACUUCAGCGACAAAACGGCAGAUCUAAUAAACCUCCAGCAUUAUGUUAUCAAGGAGAAGCGGCUGAGUGAGCGCGAGGCCAUCGUCAUCUUCUACGAUGUGGUGCGUGUGGUGGAGGCUCUCCAUAAGAAAAACAUUGUGCACAGAGACCUAAAGCUGGGAAACAUGGUGCUGAAUAAACGGACUCAUAGAAUCACUAUCACCAACUUCUGUCUGGGAAAGCACCUGGUGAGCGAGGACGACCUGCUGAAAGACCAGAGAGGAAGUCCGGCCUACAUCAGCCCUGAUGUAUUGAGUGGUCGACCGUAUCGCGGCAAACCCAGCGACAUGUGGGCUCUCGGUGUGGUCCUGUUCACCAUGCUCUACGGCCAGUUCCCCUUCUAUGACAGCAUACCUCAAGAACUCUUCCGCAAGAUUAAGGCUGCAGAGUACUCCAUCCCCGAGGACGGCCGUGUGUCAGAAAACACGGUGUGUCUCAUUCGAAAGCUGCUGGUGCUGGACCCUCAGCAGAGACUGACUGCAGGAGAGGUGCUGGAGUCUCUCAGCGCCAUCAUUGCUUCAUGGCAGUCGGUUUCAUCGAUGAGCGGCCCUCUGCAGGUAGUUCCAGAUAUUGACGAUCAGGUCAAUCAUCCAGAACAUUUGCAAGAGGCCAAAGUGAUAGAAGAGUCUUCACAGUACGAGUUUGAGAACUACAUGCGCCAGCAGCUGCUGCUGGCUGAAGAGAAGAACACUAUCCAUGAAGCCAAGAGCUUUUUCACCAAGCGCCAGUUUGGCAGCCUCCCACCUGUAAGGCGUCUGGGCCAUGAUGCCCAGCCUGUCAGCCCACUAGAUGCUGCCAUACUGGCACAGCGAUUUCUCCGGAAGUAGUCCCCAGCCACCAAUGCCAGCCUCUCUGGUCUCCCCAGGAUGAAAGAAAAAAGAAAAAAAAGAAUACACAAAAGCAAAACCCUGCAGAGUCCAGAGGGGGCUUGCCAGUAUAAGCCCCAAAAACCUGAACUUGCAUACACGAGGUCCUGCUCGAGCUGGGUUGCAGGCGCUCCCAUGUGUAGGUGGGUGGUAGGCGGUGGGUCAGACACCAGGUGGGCACGAAGACACACUGUCAACCCAGAACUUCACUCCUUGUGUCUGGAUCCACUCGUGAACGAUGGAUCGGCCUGCAGGCAGACCUGAACCAAAGGCUCCUCGCCCUCAGGUUGGCCACCGUCAGAUCUCACUGUGCUACAAACCUGAUGGCAUGGGCACACACAGCGCUAACACAAGGCGUAGCCUGCAGUGUUGAAGAAACUAUUAAACCCUUCCUCCUCCUCCUCCUCCUCCUUUAAGAUUUCCCCAGUGUAACACUUCCCCCUGUCAGUUCUGGGUCCUUCGAGCAAUACAGGACCGGAGUCAUGUAGCACCCCCUCUCUCCCUUGUAGUGAUUGGUAUUGCCUCAAGUCAGAUCACUCGAUCACAGAUGUCACUUCUGUAUACCUCCACCUCCAUUCCACUCUCCUCCUGUCACUCCUUCCUUUUCCUUUCGACCGUUUUCUUAUACUGAAAAUAAUCCUGGUCCUGUUAGUUACUCUGACUUCAAAUCAAUCUACCUCUCUGUCUCUCUUCUCUGUUGGUAAACCAUGCUCACUGUUCUGAGACAAGGGAUUGUAACAAUUGAGUCUUGAUGCCACCAGUGACAUAAAGCAUUAAUGUUUUCUGUCAGAGUGAUAAUGCUUUGAAACCUUUUUGGUGGUUUCGAAAAAUCUGAAUAAGCUUUUUAUCAUAUUUACCUUAAUAAGUAGCAUUUUAUCCCUAUAUUUGCAUUGAAGAAAGACCCGAAUAUCAAAGUGUGUGUUUGUACAGGCGAUCUUUGAUAUUUGCGGAAUGACUCGUCUCCUGCUUUUUGCUCAUCCCUGUGGAAAAUCUAUUUUUAGCAUCUAGGCAGCUAGUGUGAGGUACCUGGAAGUCACAACGCCAAGAACUGAAUGAGGGAAAACCUGUUGGAUCCUCCCUGCCAAGGCAUGUUCAUGGUAACGCUUCCCUCAGUGCCACUACGGUCAAGAUCAGGCACUGUCACGUUUCUCUUGCCAAAAAUCUUGUCUUAAAUUCACUCUUCAGCCAAGGAAACUGGUACCCACAGGCUCAUUCAGAAUCACAUGGCUUCCAGGUACUCCAACUUCCCUGUUUCUCCUCAUCAAGACAGAUCAUGGGACAAGUGUUUUUCAGUAUGAAUGUGAACUGUCGUCCUCCGCUUUGAUACUCCAGCAGUAUCACACAAAGUGUGCGUGCCGUGUCUUUAUGGCCAGGCGAAAUAGGUCUGCGGCGCCGUCGAGCCGUUAACCCCUCGACGUCCUCAGACACCCGUAAGCUAUCCUCCAGUCAUUGUGUUCUGUUAUCUGGCCUGCCUCGGUGGCAGACACUGUGAAAACUCGAGCGGGCUUUGCUAAGACGGGGCUUGACCAAAUCUUUCAGGGGAUAACACAAAUGCUUUAAGAUUUCCAGGGGGGGGAAAAAAUUGCAUCUCCUGUCGUUCUCAAGCCCUUUCUUCAGCUCAACUUGUACAUGCUUGUAUUAUCUCACCGUGCAGGCUCCGUAGGAGCCCGGUGGCUGGUAAUCAAUACUGUAAUAUUUCAUAGAAAACUGAUAAUACUCCGAUUUUUAAGUUAAGCUCUUGAUGCAUUCUUCUCUGUUAUCAAAGUGUUUCUUCAAACCAUGGCGAAGCUACUAACCAGUGACUGUUAGGCAUCUGUACACUGCGACUUGCCUUUGCGUAUUGGUACCUGCUUUCGGCUCUUUAGACUUCUUCCUAUUUAUAUCCAAACUGAUUGCAUGGACAUAGGCUCGGGAACAUGUUCCUUUUGUGAUUUCAUGUUGAUUUAUUUAUUCACUUGUGUAGACUCUCCCCUCUCCCAAACCACUGGGGCUCGUGUCACAGACAUCGAUUGUAGACAGUUAAGCCAAUGUCCUGGAAAGUGUCGUGGUGUAACUUCUGCCAGUGAAACGAGCCCCAAAAAUCUCUCAGCUUUAAGUGUUGUUAAUUCCAACAGUGGUUCUACUCUAGCCAUCUGAUUUUGAUCCUCCUCAGUCACAUUUGUGAAAGAGUAGCAUCCCCACUCUCCUCUUAGGAUUUAUUUGAUUAUCUUCUUGCCAUUGUGCCACAAGAUCUGUGGUCACCUUAAGCUACACUAAUAACAAGACUGACUUUUGCAUAGCUCUAUUUUUUAAAGAAAAACGAGAAAAGAUACUCGCACGUUAUCUUGAUUUUAUGGGAGGGGUUUUGUAGUUUGUUUUUUGUUAUUUUGUCAUUGCCCCUCAGCACCCUCACACAAGGCUGCACUCUCUGGUCAGUAUGUAAAUAAUCUACCAUCAUGACUGCACCAGUCAUAUUGUAUGUAGUUCCACCCAUUAAGACGCCAACUCCGUUUCAACACAUGCCGAUUGACGUGUAUCUUAGGCCACGUUGGCCACCAAACCACCACAUCCGGAGGCUAAAAUAAUAUGUAAAGAGAGCCACGGGCUUUCUCCCACCUCAAUGUGAAUUCCAUGGGUAUACAGCAGUAUUGUAGUAGUCUUAGGUUCAUCAGAGAAGGGUGCCUUCGAGCACCGUAGCCAUCACCGAAUGCUGACGUGAAGUGACCGUCUGUGGGAAGUGUCGAGCACCAUCUUCUAGGAGACACAGCUGCAGAUUAGGAGCUAGAAGUUUAACGUAGGUGUUAUCUGUCCCCCACUAAUCGAAAAGUGUUUCACUUCCUAGCUAGUGGAUUGUACCACAUUCAAUGUUUGUUUAACGGAGUUGUAUUGGUAGACUGCAUUGUGGACUGAAAAGCAUGGAUAUAGUGUGAGGUGAAACUCUGUGUUAAACAUGUGACUGUUGCAUGAUUUUGAACUUGCAAGGUGUGCCAGAGCUACAGGAAAAAAACAGAAAAGAUUGACGAAUGAUUGCCUCUUCUGGUCCUGAAAAGGUCAAACUAAAUUAAGAAUUAGUUAUCCCCCUACUGGAUGAGUAGUUUUAGUUGUUUUUGUUUAGUUUUUUUUUUUUCCUUCCUCUUCUUGAUUUUUCACUCAGAACUUAAACUUGUCAGUAUAUAACUGAUAUAUUGCUGACUGUUUCAACUGGAAACUUGGUGUAGGAUGUGAAAUGUGGUGUAGUUUAAACCCAAUGGGACAAUGUGUUGUAAGCUGCUUGGUUGGACAUGGGCAUCAAAAUACAGAGGAAAAAAAAAACUGCGGAAUUGUACAGAUGAAAAACACGUUUGUAUAAAAAACAUAUUUUUCUACUUCAUCAGAUCUCUACAUGCAUGUCAGCAAUAAACUUUGAUAUGGAAACAGUU